AUGUUGCGUACCAACUUUCUUCAAUUGCUCUUUGUGACACUGCUCGCUCUGUCUGCGGUUUUCGCAGCAGAUGCAGUGCAGGGGACUUCGUCAAGUGAGUCUUCCCAAGGGCUUGCCGACAUCAAGGAAGUCAACCUCCAUGAUGCUCUGCAUGCUAUCUCCACCAAAUUCCGUCAUGGAGUCUUCCCGACUGACCUUAAAGCCGCCGAGGCUCUGCAAGCUGAAGAACCCACUAUUGCCAGCCUUAUCAAGCUUGCUAAGCGUCAGGAUAAUGCCACUGCCAGCCCUGACACAACCCCAGUCACGGUUCCUACGGUGACUACUCCCAGCAUCGAACCAACCUCUGAGCCCGCCACCACAGCUGCUGAGACCAGUCAGACCAGUGAGACCACCUCGGCCUCUAACACUGAGCCCACUACAAGCGCCCAGCCAACCGUCACCUCGGCCACCUCGGCUAGUGAAACCAGCACCAGUGAGCCCACCAGUGAGACCACCAGUGAGAACACCAGCGAGACCACCAGCGAGACCACCGGCAAGACCAGCUCUGCCACCUCUGCGUCCGUCUCCACCGAGACCACCAGCACGGUCUCAACCAAGACUACUACUGCUCAGCCGACCACUACCCCUACUGAGACUACUGAGACCACUCAGACUACUCGGACCACUACUAGUGUUCCUUCCACCCUAUCGACUACUCGGAGCACUUCGUCCACCUCGUCUACCUCAACCACCGAUAGUCAAUCAACUACCUCUACCCACACCAGCUUGAGCACUUCCACCUUCGAGAGCACGACCACCAUGCCCGACGGCAGUCUGAGCACCAUCACCUCUAUCACGGUGAUCACCCCUUCGGCAACCGACAAGGCCGCAGGCGCAACCACCGCUGGUAAGCCCGGUCUGCAGACUAAUGUUGCUGCGGUGGCUACCGGUAUGGCUCGUGAGGUUGUCGCCAUCGUCGGUGGCGCCGUCGUGGUCGCAAUGGCUCUGUAG
Molecule: messenger RNA, 990 nt
Organism: Penicillium verrucosum
Lineage: Eukaryota; Fungi; Ascomycota; Eurotiomycetes; Eurotiales; Aspergillaceae
Product: putative GPI anchored cell wall protein (Dan4)
Exons: 1
Coding region: 1-990 (329 amino acids)
Source: RefSeq, a predicted model, not a curated record